This is a messenger RNA of Dendrobium catenatum, 1166 nucleotides long. Its product is annotated as TLC domain-containing protein 2. The transcript has 2 exons. Gene Ontology annotation, cellular component: plasma membrane. The coding region runs from base 16 to 606 and encodes 196 amino acids. NCBI's taxonomy places the organism in Eukaryota, Viridiplantae, Streptophyta, Magnoliopsida, Asparagales, Orchidaceae. Gene Ontology annotation, biological process: membrane assembly; plasma membrane organization; phospholipid homeostasis. The record is from RefSeq and is a predicted model, not a curated record.
ACACAUUUAUAUCUGAUGAAAAUUAAUGUGUUUACUGCAGUUCUUGUAAUUCUGGCAAAUCAGUGGAUGUUUAAUGGUCUCAGCAAAAUGUUAGAACAUAACCAAUUAUUUGGUGGGACAUGGCUUGGUGCAUAUGCUGCAUUGUGCUUUUCUUGUGGUUACUUUGCCUAUGAUCAAAUGGAUAUGCUCAGAUAUCGGCUGUACAGUGGUUGGUUUCCUUCGAUUCUUGCACACCAUCUGGUACUGCUGAUUUGCUUUACACUGGCCCUGUAUCGGCAUGUGACCAUCAACUAUCUUAUUUUAACUCUCGUCUGUGAGUUGCACUCCAUCUUUCUUCACAUCAGGAAAUUGCGUCGAAUGGCUGGCGUUCGAGAUGCGAAGAACAGCAUAGUGAAGGUUGAAUGGAUGCUCAAUUGGGCUAGCUUUCUAGCUACAAGGCUAAUUUGCCACAUUCUCAUCACCUAUAAACUCAUCAUCGAUGCAUCGAAGUUCGGCAAGGGAAUCGAGCUUCCCCUUGCACUGUUUGGAAUGGCUGGGAUGAAUUUGCUUAAUGUUUCCCUUGGUCUCGACCUCUUCAAAGCAUACAAGAAGGAGAAGAUUCAGUAGAGGCAUCUGGAACUCGUAAAUUAUUAAAAAAAGGUUUCUGAAUUUUCUUGGCGUGUUUAUUUUAUUUCAAUUUAACUCUUCAACUCAUUAAGUUUGAUUUAAUUUAUUAUAUAUUUGGAUGAAAACUGAUGCAGGGAACAUUUUCAUGAGAAAAUUUGGAUUGUUUAGGAUCAAUCUCAUUAGUUUCGUUGUGUAUUAAAUAGUGAAAUUGAUCCAAAAAAAAUAUAAAACUUUCUAAUGAAAAGCUUUCCUCCAUUAAUUUGCAUCCAAAGAACGACAAAAUUGACAAUGGGAUUAAAUUGGAUAAGCUUUGAUGAGCUGUAGCACUAAAAUAAACACCUGAAAAUAUAUGAAAGUAAAAUGGACAUGCCUAAUAAAUUUAGAAAUCUUUUUGGACAUUUAUUCCAUCUGGAAUGCUGAAUUAUUACUAUUGGUUUUUAAUUUUACAGAAGUGGAUUAGCAUUUUAGAUUUCAAAUCAUAUAUGAUGUAAAUAUUUACUAUUUGACAUUUCUUACUUGAUAGCUGGGAGGUUGAUAAAUUAUUUUUAGAGCAAUUCCUA